GAUCGACCAUCCAGGACAAAUCUGGCGCACCUAAAUGAAGUGCUCCAAAAGAUGGCUUCAAUAACAACCCCCAUUCGCUGUUCUGGCCUCGUUGCCGUUGCUCUGAUCAUCAGAUCCAGGGAUGGUCCACGGUUUGUCUUCCACUACCCUCCCCGACCCUCCACCGAAGCCUCGCAAGAGGAGAGGCUCUAUGGAACAGAGCUAGACGAGAGCGAAGUUGAGGAAAGUUUGCUGGAAGAGGCUGGCAGCGAUGAGUCGGAUCUUGAAGAUGGUGGAUACUCCCUUCCUCGCCACAACAAGGUUGAGAAGGAGGACAAGCCCAAGCUGAAGAAUCACGUGGUAGAGUUGGAUCUGGAGGGAGACGACCAUUACGACAAACCGAAUGGCGAACAUGUCGUCCCCUGGGAGCAUCUCUUCGAGUUUGAUACCACCGAUCUAGAGAGCAUUUUGACACCAUCACGAGCAUAUCACAAGAAGAAGUUCGAGAUGUCUCUCGAUCCUCUUAUCUUUAUCACCUAUCCCAUACACAUCCGGGAGGAUGGCCUUUGGAAAAAGAAGAAGCCAAAGAAGGCCAAGAAGUCCAAGACCGAAGCAUCCGAACCCAGCGCGGCCCCAGCUGAGACGACAUCGAUUGAAGAAGAGAUGAAGGACGUCAGCCUCGGAGAAAAGCCCGGUAAUGCGUCUGAAGACGGCGAUGACCACGGAGGAAUGACAAUGUUCAACGCUGUUUUCAUCCUCAAUCCUCGGAAGGAUCAGGCAAGAGAAAAGAUCAAGGACAUAUAUGAGCACGUCAUCAAGAAGUUCAACAAGGCAUUAAAGCAUGCCCAAGCAUCUGCGAAUUACGUCUGGAAGGAGUCUGAGAUGAUGCUUUCCAUGAAGGAAAAGGCAAGGGAAGAGCGACGUCCGAUGAGUUGGUUGUGGAAUGAAAUCUUGAUCAAAUCAACACUCGCUGCUGCGAUUCGAGAUGUUUACCUUGCAAUCUCCAGCGACAAGAUUGCUACGGUCCGCUUUGCAACCAAGCCUCCUUUGGACUUGUCACUCCAAGUCCCUAUUCCGAAUUUCCUAAUGAGCCUCCCAACCUCCGCCGAUAAGGCCAUGCCGGGACUACUCGUCACAACCGCUAAUCCACUCGUCGACGAAGAAGGCAACGAGGAUCCUACGCAUCUCAACAAACAUUUCGCUCUCCUCCUCCUCAACGAUGAAAGCAAGAUCGUUGCCGAGAUCCAAGCCGACGAUACUGACCUCUCGGAACCACUGAUCGAAUGUAUCCGACUCUGCAAGCCAACUCUCUCGUUCCUCCAAGUUGCGCAGACCAACGCCGUCGAUCUCAAUAGUCUUCUAGUUCUUGCUCAACACCUCAUCUACUGGCGUCGAGCCAUCGCAAUCCCGCCUCUUCACGCUCGCGAAAUGUAUAUUGUCUCCCCAAACUGUGACAGUCGUAAGCUACCACUGGCAAGCGUUGCAUGGAAAAAGGCUUUCCCACUUGCUCCCUCUCUCCCAGGCUUUCUUGCAGCCCUAUCGACAGCUCCUCGUCCUUUCAAAAACUUUGCACCGAGCAAGGACCACCGUCCAACCUACCUUGAUAUGAUUGCAUGGCUUAUUCGUGGCGGAUGGGUUACACAGUUGCGCACCUUCGCCUGGAUCCUCGUCUGGCCUGAGAUCAUUUACGAAGUCCAAUACCAGCUUAAGUCCGAGGCUAUCGAGAAGUCGAGGAAGGGUGCCAAAUCACAGAGUGGAUCGAGCGAGUCGACAGAGUCAACCGACGAGUCCAGUCCGGAGAAACACAGCAGCAUCGAUCCAUCUGCCCCACUCACCACCGAGCAGGUCGCUGAGAACGCUCGUCUUGAACGACUUGCAGACAAGCUCGCAAAAGAAGCCGCAGAAACCGCCGCAGAUUUUGCCAAGAUGCCAAACCCUGUUGCUACCGAGCACCCAUCAAUCAACAAUGCUGAGCAUCUCAAGCACAUCCCUCCAUACAUCAUCAAAGAUCCUCACAAGGUUUCCCAUGAAGAGUCUCUCUACAUCGCAGCUCUUGGCAAGAGAUUCACGGAGCCCAAGUCUAAGGAGUGCUGGACCAAGUUCACCAAGUAUUUCAACGGCUGCGAAGCGCUGGAGAUGAUUGCUCUGCAAGAAAAUCGCAAACGUAAGGAGACUUGGGGAAUUCUACUGAGCUAUCAUGAGCAUUUACUUUCUUGCAAACACUGGUAA
Messenger RNA from Hyaloscypha bicolor E, 2208 nucleotides. RefSeq lists its product as uncharacterized. The transcript is spliced from 2 exons. Gene Ontology annotation, biological process: cellular response to amino acid starvation; negative regulation of TORC1 signaling; positive regulation of autophagy. Gene Ontology annotation, cellular component: GATOR1 complex. Lineage: Eukaryota; Fungi; Ascomycota; Leotiomycetes; Helotiales; Hyaloscyphaceae. The record is from RefSeq and is a predicted model, not a curated record. Bases 52 to 2208 code for a protein of 718 amino acids.